Molecule: messenger RNA, 921 nt
Organism: Lolium perenne
Lineage: Eukaryota; Viridiplantae; Streptophyta; Magnoliopsida; Poales; Poaceae
Source: RefSeq, a predicted model, not a curated record
AUGGGCGCGGCGGCCUGGGGAGGAGUGGCUCGAGGCGCGGUGGGCUCGUGCGGCCUCGUGCGGGGUGGCGUGCGGGGCGGCGUGCAGGGCGGCCGGGAAAGGAGAUUGCCUAGAGACCGCGCCAAUGCAAUAAAUUGCCGUUACACAUUGAUUAACAGAGAGACCGUCAAAUUUUGUGGUUGCCUUCAGCAGAUUAUAAAUUUGGAGGAAAGCGGAAGGACUAUACAAGAAAAGACAAACGAUGCACACAUUAUGUUCAAGGAAUUGGAUACUAAAAAAAAGCCUUUCACAUUGAUGCAUUGCUAUGUAGAGUUUUCGAAGUAUCCAAAGUGGCAGACAAGAGAACUUGAAACUUCUGUUAAGAAACAAAAGAAGACCAUUGAUGCAAGUCCGGGCACAGUCACCAAUGAUCCGGCCGAUGCAUCCUCGGUACGCACUGAUGCUACCUCGGCACACACUGAUGCUCUUGAACAUGAGAAAAGACCUGAUGGUGUGAAGAAGGAGAAAUUGCGGAGAGGUAAAGCUGAUGACAGUGCUUGCAAGUUGUCAUUAGAAACUGUGUGGGCACAAAAGCAAGAGAAGGAUGAGCUCAAAGAGGCGGCAAGAAAUGUUCGAUAUGCACAACAAUUUGAAUUGAGAAAAGAGGAGAUUGCACUGAAAAAGAAGGAGGAUGCUCAAGGAGUUUUGUCGACCAGUUUCUCGCUCCUCUUCAACUAUCAUAUUGUGCAUUAUGACACAAGCUUUCAUGACAUCACCAAUUUCUUUAGGUUUCCAUCCUUUAGCAGGUCCACGAAUAAUGGCAAAACGGGACUGCAGAACUCCACAUCUUUCCUGCACGCCUCUUGCUUCUUCGCAAAAGUUUUAUGCUUUCUUGUAUCUGGAGCUGGUAUGCUCAUCACAAAUGUUGCUCACCGUGGAUAG